Aspergillus versicolor CBS 583.65 is the source of this 579-nucleotide messenger RNA. RefSeq lists its product as uncharacterized. NCBI's taxonomy places the organism in Eukaryota, Fungi, Ascomycota, Eurotiomycetes, Eurotiales, Aspergillaceae. The coding region runs from base 1 to 579 and encodes 192 amino acids. The transcript is spliced from 3 exons. The record is from RefSeq and is a predicted model, not a curated record.
AUGAGAGUCAGCCAUCUUCUUCCUAUCGUUCCUAUCAUGGCCAACACUGCUCUGGCAGCUCUCGCCAUUUACAUUGAUGAGGGCAAUGGUGGCACUGCCAGUAUCGACUACCGAGCCGCCUACUGGACUGGACCGCCCACCGAUGACUUCAGCAAAGACCUGCCAGGUUUCGAUACCUGCGAGCUGGAUGGGUCCGGGUCAUCAUGCGAUGUUGGCGGCUACAAAGUCACAUUGACCGCGCAGGGGGGCGCUGGCUGCAACGAGGGUCCGGAUAUAAAAUCAGCAUCGUUUGAGAAUUCCUCUGGUGGCAAAAUCGAGAAUGCCAAUGGAGACGAUCGUUGUACAGAGCUUGAAUACUGUUCUGUUGGAGCUGUCGGUGGCUUGAAGAAAAAUGGCUGGGCCGUCACAUAUUUAAAUAGAGUUAAAGAAACUCAAAAUGGUCGUAAAGGCGGCCAGGAAACCUAUUUCAGAAUAUCGACUACUGCGACUCUACGCAACAGUUUGCUAGCGUUUAGUCUUGCUGGAAUUGCAUUUAAUGUGUGCAGUACUAUGCGCAUUUCAACAUACGAGCUGAGAUAG